AUGAAUAUAGAUGUUCCACAACGUCAACUAACCAAAGAAGAGAUUAAUCGUUGUUAUUUGAGAUGGCAACAGUUGCGUAAUGAACAUGGUGAGAAUGCACCAAAAGUUCCAGAAUUUAUUUAUUUUACUAAAGUUUUGAAAGCUGCUGCCAGUCAGGAACAACAAUUACAGAAGCAACGACAAAAUCAAAAUGCUUCACCUAAUUCCCAACAGCCUGCAAAUGGUAAUGUUAGCAAUAAUAUUAAUAAUGUGGGUCAAAUGAAUAAUUAUAACAAUAAUAACAAUAAUAAACCCGUUUCUAAUAACUUUUCACAGCAAUCUCCUAUGCCUAAUGGCAAUACAAACAUUUCUGGUUCUCCAAAUUUAGAAAACAAAAAGAACUUUAAUAUGCCAGGAACAGGAAACUUCCCUAUUACACCAAGUUAUAAUAAUAAUAAUAAUAAUAAUAAUAAUAACAACAACAACAACAACAACAAUAAUAGUAAUAAUAACAAUAACAGUAAUGGAGGUAAUAAUAUAAACCUUAAUCAGAAUAAUAACUUCAAUAAUUUCAAUGCUAAUAGCAAUAAUAUUAAAGAAAGUUCUAACCAGACAAGUAUUUCAAAGCAACAGAAUGUUCCUUCGAAUAACAACCCUGAAAGUUCAAACCGUAAUAUACCGGUUAAUAACAGUUCUGGUGGUUCUAACAAGAACCCACCCUUAGGAAGGAUCCCUAUGGCACAAGCAGAGUUACUCAAGGCACAGGUUACUGCAUUGAAAUGUCUAGUUAACAAACAGUCAAUAUCUAUGGAGACCCAGAAUGUCAUUCACUCUUCAAUUAACAAUCAGCCAGAUUUCAGAAAGUUGUUGAGGGCACUAAGUGACUCUGUAAAACUAAAGCAGCAAAGACAAGUACAACAACUACAAAAAUCACAAUCUGGUAUUCAACCCCAGCCUUCUCCAGUUGGUGUCCAAAAUCAAUAUCAAAAUAAGAAUAAUGUAAAGAUGCAACAAGUAAAUGUACGAAACGAUUCAUUUGUUAAAGUGUCAAAUCCACCAACCCCUGUUAUCAAUGAACCAAAGAAUAAUAAUAACAUUAGUAACAGCAACAACAAUAAUAUUAAUAAUGUAAAUAAUAGAAAUGUUGAUGUCAGCAAUAUCGGAAUAAAGGUUAAUAAAGAUGCCAAUACUCCGAAAAAUUACCCAACUCCCAACAAUAAACCAACGUAUAAUAUUAAUGAGAGUCAAGUAAGUGUUCCAGCUCCUGUUGAACCUCCCAAAAAGGUAUUCAUUGGAGAUAAGGCUCCACCUGAGCUAGGAGCUCCUAUGGUCCUUGAAGAUUUUAAAACUAAUCAUUCAACAAUAGAAAAAUUUGUUGAUGUAAACAAUCCAAAUAUAAUGGUUGAUUCGUACACUUUACCAAAUUUUGGGGAAGUUCCUAUUUCUUAUGAGACGUUAUUUUCACUCGAUAAAGAUAGUAAUAUAAAUAUAGAGCCAAGUGUUUUACCAGUUGGUAUAGAUAUAUUCAGUGCAACUGAAAUAUACCAAACUUUGGUUGCACUAAAUUUAGACACUGCAGUUGAUGAUUGUCUAGAAAAAAUAUUGGAUGAUAAAGUGGAUCAGAAAAUAAAAGAUGAAGUGUUGUAUGAUUACUACGCCUUGCAACUCUUACCAUUACAGAAAGCAAUUAGGGGCCAUGUCCUUCAAUUUGAAUGGUACCAAAAUUCGUUACUGACAAAUACUCAUCCUAACUUUUUGUCUAAGAUCCGUAAUGUCAAUAUCCAAGAUGCUGUGAUGACGGAAGAUCUAUACAGAAAGAAUGAAACAAAACAAUAUGAAAAGGAAAAGAUUGCGAAGUCUCGUAAAUUGGAGAGAAUGGUGAAAAGUGCUACUAGCAGUUAUACUUCGAGGUUAGACAAGAAAGCUCGUCAUGUUAAAUUCGGUCAUAAGUUGAUUAACGCUCAUGUUAACUUUGAAAAAGAAGAACAGAAGCGUGUAGAGAGACAAGCAAAGGCCCGUUUACAAGCUUUGAAAGCGAAUGAUGAAGAAGCAUAUAUAAAACUUUUGGACCAGACGAAAGAUACAAGAAUUACGCAUCUGUUGAAACAGACAAAUGCUUUCUUAGAUUCUUUGACUAUAGCUGUCAAAGACCAACAAAAGCAUACAAAAGAUAUGAUUAGUUCCCACUUCGAUGAGGAUGAAGAAGAAACUACGGAGGUAACCGAACUACUUCCAAUGGGAACCAAUGAUGAUUCUGAUGACGAUGAUGAUACUGUGGAUUAUUAUAAUGUAGCACACAAGAUUCAAGAGACUAUUACGGUUCAACCAAAAAUUCUUGUUGGUGGUACGUUAAAAGAUUACCAAUUGAAGGGUUUACAAUGGAUGGUAUCUUUGUUUAACAAUCAUUUGAAUGGUAUUUUAGCUGAUGAAAUGGGUUUAGGUAAAACAAUUCAAACAAUUUCAUUAUUGACGUAUCUUUACGAAUCAAAACAUGUCCACGGUCCAUUUUUAGUUAUCGUUCCGUUGUCAACCUUGACAAAUUGGAGUACUGAAUUUGCAAGAUGGGCACCAGCUUUAAGAACAAUUUCAUUUAAGGGUUCACCAUUUGAAAGAAAGGCAAGAUAUUCUGCGAUUAAAAAUGUCGAGUUCGAUGUUUUGUUGACAACCUUUGAAUAUAUCAUUAAAGAAAAAGCAUUGUUGUCUAAGAUCAAAUGGGUACAUAUGAUUAUCGAUGAAGGUCAUAGAAUGAAGAACGUUCAAUCCAAGUUGUCGUUAACUUUGAAUACUUUUUACCAUUCAGAUUAUAGACUAAUUUUAACUGGUACGCCAUUGCAAAAUAAUUUACCGGAACUUUGGGCACUAUUAAAUUUCGUUCUGCCAAAAAUCUUCAACUCUGUAAAAUCCUUUGAUGAUUGGUUUAAUACGCCAUUUGCCAAUACUGGUGGCCAAGACAAGAUUGCUUUGACAGAAGAAGAAGCAUUGUUGGUUAUCAGAAGAUUGCAUAAAGUUUUAAGGCCGUUUUUGUUACGUCGUCUGAAAAAAGAUGUCGAAAAAGAAUUACCAGAUAAAGUAGAAAAAGUUAUCAAAUGUAAAAUGAGCGCACUUCAAAAAGUUUUAUAUCAACAAAUGUUAAAACAUAAGCGUUUAUUUGUAGGUGAUCAAGGCAAUAACAAGAAGUCCUCAGGUUUACGUGGUUUCAACAAUCAAAUUAUGCAGUUGAAGAAAAUUUGUAAUCAUCCUUUUGUUUUUGAAUCGGUCGAAGAUCAAAUCAACCCUACUAGGGAAACAAAUGAAAAUAUAUGGCGUGUUGCAGGUAAGUUCGAAUUGUUAGGAAGGGUUCUCCCAAAAUUAAAGGCAACAGGCCAUAGAGUACUAAUUUUUUUCCAAAUGACACAGAUUAUGGAUAUUAUGGAAGACUUUUUGAGACACAUUGAUGUGAAAUACUUGAGAUUAGAUGGUCAUACCAAACACGAUGAACGUAGUGAAUUGCUUCCUAUGUUCAACGACCCAAAUUCGGACUAUUUUUGUUUUAUUUUAUCUACAAGAGCCGGUGGUUUAGGUUUGAACUUACAAACCGCAGAUACUGUUAUCAUUUUUGAUACUGAUUGGAAUCCACAUCAAGAUUUACAAGCUCAAGACAGAGCUCACAGAAUCGGUCAAAAGAAUGAAGUGAGGAUUUUGAGAUUAAUUACAGAAAAUUCCGUAGAGGAGGCUAUUCUAGAAAAAGCGCAUAAGAAGUUGGAUAUCGAUGGUAAGGUUAUUCAAGCUGGUAAGUUUGAUAAUAAAUCGACAGCUGAAGAACAAGAGGCAUUAUUAAGAUCUUUGAUGGAAGCUGAAGAUUUACGUAAGAGAAGAAGGGAAGAAGGCUUAGAUGAUGAAGACGAAGAAAUGGAUGACAAGGAAUUAAAUGAAUUAUUAGCAAGAAAUGAGAAUGAAAUCGAUGUUUUCAAUCAACUUGAUAUGGAUCGUGGCCGAAAAGAUUUAGAAAAGGGUAUCACUAAUAGAUUAUUUGAUGAUAGUGAACUGCCUGAUAUUUACAGUCAAGAUAUGGAUGCCGAAAUUGAAAAAGAGGCAUCUAAAAAAAAUGUUUUAUAUUCAGGUAAAAGAGCCAAUCGUAAAGUACAAAGUUACUCUGAUAGCAUGUCUGAAGCACAGUGGCUAAAGCAGUUUGAAGUUAGCGAUGACGAAAAUAAUGGAAAAGUUGAAGAGUUACCAGACGAGGAUGAUGUUACACAGCCUAAAAGAGAAGAUUCUCCAGAUCAUUCAAUAACAGAAGAAAAUAAUGAUGAAAAUAAUGAUGAAAAUGAAAAUCCAAAUAAAAGAAAAAAUGAAGAAGAAGAACAAGUUUCUUCAAAGAAGAUUAGAUUGAAUGAAGACGAACUGAAUCCAACAGUUGCGUCUGAGGAAGAUAAAUCCGAUAAUGAAAAUUCUACAGAUCAUAUUAUCGAACGUCCUGCUGGCAAAACUUCCCUAAAAAGCGACGCCAUCUCAACUAGAGGCAAGACUCGUGGACGUGGACGUGGCCGUGGACGUGGACGCGGAAGAGGUAGAGGCGGUAGGCCAAGUAGCUCUAAGACAGGUUUAAGGUUUAUCAGAGACCCUGAAGCGACUACAAAACUCCCUGAAGAAAGGGAAGAAAUCAGUGCUAUUGCCAAAAAAUUGUAUGAUUUUGCAAUUGAUUAUGAAAAUGAAGAUAACCGCAACCUUGCAGGAAUAUUUAUAGUAAAGCCUUCUAAAAAAUUAUAUCCUGAUUACUAUAUGCUAAUUAGGUAUCCAAUGGCAUUUGAAAAUGUUAAGGCUCAUAUUGACACAUUAGCAUAUGAUUCCAUCCAAGAAGUUUUUGAAGAUUUCCAUUUAAUUUUUGCAAAUGCAAGAAUAUAUAAUCACGAAGAAUCCCUAAUUUACCAAGACUCUUUGGAAUUAGAAGAGGCUAUUGGGAAGGAGUAUACCAAACUAACAGGGAAACCAGCAGAAUUCGAUUUCUCGACGUUUAAUGAGAACUACACCACUAAGCCAUUAAUACCAAUUGUUUCGAGCCCACAGAUUGAAGAAGAUUCGAUUAAGACUGAGGAACCAUUGAAAGAAGAUGAAAUAAAUAACAAAGAAGAAGCAAAACCUGUUGAAACGGUAGCUGAUGACAAGUCUAUAAAAAGUAUCGAAACUGAUGGCACUUUAAAUAGAGAGACUACAGAAGGUUGA
Vanderwaltozyma polyspora DSM 70294 is the source of this 5178-nucleotide messenger RNA. It is a transcript of the gene SNF2, whose product is annotated as SWI/SNF catalytic subunit SNF2. Gene Ontology annotation, biological process: positive regulation of transcription by RNA polymerase II. The transcript has a single exon. The record is from RefSeq and is a predicted model, not a curated record. Gene Ontology annotation, molecular function: histone binding; ATP binding; ATP-dependent chromatin remodeler activity. NCBI's taxonomy places the organism in Eukaryota, Fungi, Ascomycota, Saccharomycetes, Saccharomycetales, Saccharomycetaceae. Gene Ontology annotation, cellular component: nucleus. The coding region runs from base 1 to 5178 and encodes 1725 amino acids.